Pipistrellus nathusii (Nathusius's pipistrelle) is the source of this 1143-nucleotide messenger RNA. NCBI's taxonomy places the organism in Eukaryota, Metazoa, Chordata, Mammalia, Chiroptera, Vespertilionidae. The record is from the annotation of a GenBank genome assembly.
AUGUUCCCGCGGAGGCUGGUGGGAGCCGCGGCUGCAGCGGCGGCGGCGGUGGCGGCGGCGGGCGCCGUGCCGCGGGGCGGGGGCCUGCUCGCCCUGCUGGCCAAUCAGUGCCGCUUCGUGACGGGCCUGCGCGUGCGUCGCGCACAGCAGAUCGCGCAGCUCUACGGCCGCCUCUACUCGGAGAGCGCGCGGCUGGUCCUCCUGGGCCGCCUGUGGCGCCGGCUGCGGGGCCGAGCUGGCCAUGUCUCGGCCGUGAUGGCGGCGGUUGCGGGCUUCGUUUGGGACGAGGAGCGGAUCAAGGAGGAGGAGCUGCAGAGGUCCAUUGAUGAGAUGAAACGGUUAGAGGAAAUGUCAGCUGUGUUUCAGAGCCCUGGGGUUGAGCGCCACCCUCCAGAACCAAAAUCCCAAACAGAAGGAAAUGAAGAUUCAGGGGGCAAAAAGGCGGCACCAUGGGAAAUGGUGAUGGAUAAGAAACACUUUAAGCUGUGGCGUCGCCCUAUUGCAGGCAGCCACCAUUACCAGUACAGAGUUUUUGGAACCUACACAGAUGUUACACCCCGGCAGUUCUUCAAUGUUCAGCUGGACACAGAGUACAGGAAAAAGUGGGAUGCCCUGGUGAUCAAGCUGGAGGUGAUUGAGAGGGACGUCAUUAGUGGCUCUGAGGUUCUUCACUGGGUAACACAUUUCCCUUAUCCAAUGUACUCCCGGGAUUAUGUUUAUGUUCGGCGGUACAGCGUGGAUCAGGACAACAAUGUGAUGGUGUUGGUGUCACGCGCUGUGGAGCACCCUAGUGUGCCAGAGUCUCCAGAAUUUGUAAGGGUCAAAUCAUAUGAAUCCCAAAUGGUUAUCCGUCCCCACAAGUCAUUUGAUGAGAACGGCUUUGACUACUUGUUGACAUACAGUGACAAUCCCCAGACUGUGUUUCCUCGCUACUGUGUUAGUUGGAUGGUUUCCAGUGGUAUGCCAGAUUUCCUGGAGAAGCUGCACACGGCCACUCUGAAAGCCAAGAACAUGGAGAUCAAAGUAAAGGACUAUAUCUCAUCUAAGCCUGUGGAAAUGGGGAGUGAAGCCAAGGCCACCACCCCGUCUUCUGAGCGGAAGAACGAGAGUAGUUGUGGCCCUGCCCGGAUCGAGUAUGCUUGA